This is a messenger RNA of Rhinopithecus roxellana (golden snub-nosed monkey), 2349 nucleotides long. RefSeq names its product golgi phosphoprotein 3 like (gene GOLPH3L). Gene Ontology annotation, molecular function: phosphatidylinositol-4-phosphate binding. The record is from RefSeq and is a predicted model, not a curated record. Lineage: Eukaryota; Metazoa; Chordata; Mammalia; Primates; Cercopithecidae. Gene Ontology annotation, cellular component: Golgi cisterna; trans-Golgi network; cytosol. Bases 216 to 1073 code for a protein of 285 amino acids. Gene Ontology annotation, biological process: retrograde vesicle-mediated transport, Golgi to endoplasmic reticulum; Golgi to plasma membrane protein transport; Golgi organization. The transcript has 5 exons.
AAACACCAAGGUAGGUUGCCUAGUGAUCCUGAGGAAGCUGAUGUGUUAUUCCUUUUCUGCAUCGAAGGAUCAGGAAGUUUGUGCUCUCUGCGUGGAAGUUUUUCACCUACUAGGACGGGGGUGGGGUGGGGGGAACAGGUGGCCCCCUAAAAUACAGCACAAGCUACAGCCUGCGUCCAGCCAUAACCCAGGAGUAACAUCAGAAACAGGUGAGAAUGACCACUUUAACUCACCGGGCCCGUCGCACUGAAGUAAGCAAGAACUCUGAAAAGAAGAUGGAAAGUGAGGAAGACAGUAAUUGGGAGAAAAGUCCAGACAAUGAAGAUUCUGGAGACUCUAAGGAUAUCCGCCUUACUCUUAUGGAAGAAGUAUUGCUUCUAGGACUAAAAGAUAAAGAGGGUUACACAUCUUUCUGGAAUGACUGCAUAUCAUCUGGCCUGCGAGGGGGCAUCCUGAUAGAGCUGGCCAUGCGGGGUCGAAUCUAUCUGGAACCCCCGACCAUGCGUAAGAAGCGACUACUAGACAGAAAGGUACUGCUAAAGUCAGACAGUCCAACAGGUGAUGUUUUACUGGAUGAAACUCUCAAACACAUCAAAGCAACUGAACCCACAGAAACUGUCCAAACAUGGAUAGAGCUACUCACUGGUGAGACCUGGAACCCCUUUAAAUUACAGUACCAGCUGAGAAAUGUACGAGAGCGCAUUGCAAAGAACCUAGUAGAGAAGGGUAUUCUAACCACUGAGAAGCAGAAUUUCCUGCUAUUUGACAUGACUACUCAUCCAGUGACCAAUACAACAGAGAAACAGCGCCUAGUGAAAAAACUUCAAGAUAGUGUACUAGAGCGGUGGGUAAAUGACCCUCAGCGUAUGGACAAGCGAACACUAGCACUCCUGGUGCUAGCUCACUCCUCUGAUGUGCUAGAGAAUGUCUUCUCCUCUCUGACAGAUGACAAGUAUGACGUGGCAAUGAAUCGAGCCAAGGACUUAGUAGAACUGGACCCUGAAGUGGAAGGGACAAAGCCUAGUGCCACAGAAAUGAUCUGGGCUGUGCUGGCAGCCUUCAAUAAAUCUUAAAGCCAGCAGGUGGAUUUCUCCUUUUCCCCUGCUGGCUGGUGACUGUCAGAGACCCCCAUCACUGAGUUUUGUGUGAUGAGAUGUUUUCAUCAUUUUUGUUUCCUUUUCUUGAAUCAGACUUGUGAUUUGGGGAGAACAACUUCAGGGCUUCUCCACAGACCUUGACCAUUAUAAGCAGACCUUAUUUCUCCCUACACUUCGACUCCAUAGGUAAAUAAACUGGGUGAACCCACACGUACCCAAUGAACAUUUUCUCCCAUUUCUUGGUUUAGUUUCACCCAGUGUGCUUUGGAUAAGCAGAAAUAUCUAAAUGGAAUUUUGAGUUCUCCAGCUAUAGAAUGUGAAUGAGAUAAAAAGCGAACUAUUAUGUUUUUCUAAGUUUGUUUUCUAUCUUAAAUACAUGUUUUCACAGCCUUUGUCUCUCAGACCCUGCUAAAUAAUGUAGCUUAUUGAAAUAACUGUCGUUGAAUAAGGAGCAAUGAGAAACAAAACUAAUUUUUGGAGCCGAUGGUCUCUGGAAUUGCAUAUCCUGCUAGUGAUUUUCUCAUCUUUCCUUUUCUAACCUAAUGAGAAUGUCCCAGAUUCAAUUACCUGGAUCUCAAAGUCCUAGAGCCAGAAAUACAUUCUCUCAUCCCUCUUAGCAUUCUCUUGCUCCCUCAUUCACUAGGGCAAAAGUCUAAAUGAAGAAAAGAAAAGUCUGUCUCAACACCUCGUUCAUGCAAUCAGCACUAGAAUUUGUAAGGAAGGAAGGGAGGUGGCAUGAAAAUUUCCAUUCUUGGAGUAUACAACUGUCCUGUUUACCCCAGGCCACUUUUUUUUUUUUUUUUUUUUGAGACAGGGUCUUGCUGUUGCCCAGGGAGGAGUACAGUGGUGCAAUCACAGCUGACUGCAGCCUUGACCUCCAGGGAUCAAGGAUCCUCCUGCCUCAGUCUCCCAACUAGGUGGGAGUACAGGCACAUGCCGCCAUACUCGGCUUUUUUUUUUUUUUUUUUUUUUUUUUUUUUUUGAGAGACAGAGUCUCGCUUUGUUGCCCAGGCUGGUCUUGAAUUCCUGGGCUCAAGCAAUUCUUCCACCUCAGCCUCCCAAAGUGCUGAGAUUACUGGUGUGAGCCACUGCACCCGCCCCUCCAGACUACUUUAAAUGUCUCUGCUGUGACUGAAUUGAAGGAAUUGUAGGUUUCAGUUGCUGAAUAUAUCAGUAUAUCUGAACUCCAGAUAUUUUUAUUUCCUAUUUUUGGCUUCCUACAUAAAUUGAUAAAAUCUGUCUAUAUUUAAGG